CCCAACAAUUUUGGAAGAGGAAGCAUAGAAUCCUGACCAGACAAAUUCUUAGUAUUCCUUAUCCGCUGCACAAGAGCCAGGGAACCUAUACGCCGCCGCAGCCAUGGACACCGGCAUUGUGGACAUCCCAGGCUCCGACGAUCGCUUCACCGUCAACUUCCACCGAAGCUCAAUUGAAACCCUAGUCACCUACGAGCCCAGCAAGGUCGUCGACUGGAUCAACGACAUCGAGCGCCUCCACCGCGACAGUCUCCCCAACAAGCUCAUCGUCGGCCUCGACGUGGAGUGGCGGCCGAGUUUCUCGCGCCACCAGAACCCGGUGGCAACCCUCCAGCUCUGCGUCGGCAACCGCUGCCUCAUCGUCCAGCUCCUCUACUGCAGCCCCAUUCCGGAUGAGCUCUCCGCUUUCCUGGCCAACUCCUCCCACACCUUUGUGGGCGUCGGAAUUGGGGAGGAUCUGGAAAAGCUCAUAGAAGACUACGACCUGGCAGUGGCCAACGGCGUGGAGUUGCGGACCCUGGCUGCUGAAAAGGCCAACGACAGAUCACUUAAAAACAUUGGGCUGAAGGAUAUGGCUAGGAUAUAUCUGGACGCAGAGGUGGUGAAGCCGAAGAGGGUGACCAUGGGAAGAUGGGAUCAAGAGUGGCUGUCUGAAGAGCAGAUUCGUUACGCUUGCAUUGAUGCUUUCGUCUGUUACGAGGUUGGCAAGAUUUUAUGUGGAGCAGAGUCAUGAGCUGUGUGUGUUGUUUAAAGCAUGUGCCGGUUUCGGAUUGAGUCUCACUAUAUGCAUUUAUUCUCUCUUUUUAUUCUCAUUGUUUAACACCCAUAUGCAUGAUUGGUAUUGUGCUGAACGAGAGGUAGUAUGAUUCCAAAAAAGGAAAACACGAAUUGAAUUUUACUUUGAGAUUUCAAUCAAAUGAUAUUAUAAAAUGUCCAACUCUAUGUAUAGCGGGCUUUACACAUAUACCGUAUCGGCACAAGGAUAAGUGUACUUACAUGAACUAAUCUGUUAAGCAGUGAAGCAGAUGAUUCAAUUGACAGUAAAACACAGCUACAAGCAAUGGUAGUUCUUACCCAACUAAGGUGAAAAUUAGGCGGCGGCAGCAUCACAUUCUUCCCAGGCACCGUGCACCGAGCUGAAGCUCCUCCUGCCACCCCCCAUUUGAUGAGUCAUGAACUCUGAAAAAACUUCGCGUGCACAGCUGUCCCAGGUUUUCGCCAUUUCUCUGAUAGACAUGGGUUCAGACAGUUGGCGGAGAGAUGCAGUGAACCUCAGCUUCACCUCCUCAUAUCCAUAUUGCACUUCUUCACCACUGUCUCUGUUUGAAUCAAAGUCAUCAUCAGAUACUAGAGAAGUGUUGCGGAUUGAAGCACUUCCACUUCUAUGUUUUGUUGCCUAUAUCAGCUGCUUUUUUAAAU
Messenger RNA from Cuscuta campestris, 1419 nucleotides. The record is from the annotation of a GenBank genome assembly. Lineage: Eukaryota; Viridiplantae; Streptophyta; Magnoliopsida; Solanales; Convolvulaceae.